Messenger RNA from Psammomys obesus (fat sand rat), 1670 nucleotides. RefSeq names its product SH3 and SYLF domain containing 1 (gene Sh3yl1). The record is from RefSeq and is a predicted model, not a curated record. Gene Ontology annotation, cellular component: ruffle membrane. Lineage: Eukaryota; Metazoa; Chordata; Mammalia; Rodentia; Muridae. Bases 479 to 1501 code for a protein of 340 amino acids. The transcript is spliced from 10 exons. Gene Ontology annotation, molecular function: protein binding; phosphatidylinositol binding.
CUGCUGGCACCGCUGGGCAGUGAGGGCGGGGUGGCGGCGGGAAGACGCCCAGGGCAGGUCGCGGUGGCCCGGUGUCCAGCGGGGCGGAUGAGGACGUGCCAGGGUGGCCAGUGAGCUCAGGGACAGCGCCCUGCGGACUCGGAGCUACCGCCGCCCUGGGCUAAGUUACCACGUUGGACCACCGACCCUGGGCCCCACCCCACCGCUGCCCCAGCAGUGGGUUUUCGCCGAUUAGAGAGAGGGGGUGGUCCAGAAGGCUCCAAAGGAAUGAAGCGGGUGCACGCGGCGGAGCUUGUUCUGAGCAAGGGUGUAGGGCUAGGGAUUGCAUCGGCGAAAGCGGGGCGCACACCUAUUCCCUCACCUGGUCAGGUGUGCGCCCGCUGGGCGGGUCUCGUCGGGGGAGGCGUGCCAAGGAGAACGCCUUCCUCUUCCUGGGGCGGUGUGAGGAGCUCGGGCACGGAGCGGAGCGGCGGGCAGCAUGAAUAACCCUAUACCUUCUAAUCUGAAAUCAGAAGCAAAGAAGGCUGCCAAAAUAUUAAGAGAAUUCACAGAAAUAACUUCCAGAAAUGGACCUGACAAGAUAAUUCCUGCCCAUGUGAUCGCAAAAGCAAAAGGUCUUGCCGUUUUGUCUGUGAUUAAAGCUGGGUUUCUGGUGACAGCCAGGGGAGGCAGCGGGAUUGUGCUGGCACGCCUUCCAGAUGGAAAAUGGUCUGCACCUUCAGCCAUUGGGAUAGCUGGGCUUGGUGGAGGAUUUGAAAUAGGAAUAGAGGUAUCGGAUUUGGUGAUAAUUCUGAAUUAUGACAGAGCAGUAGAAGCCUUUGCAAAGGGUGGAAACCUGACACUUGGAGGGAAUUUUACUGUAGCAGUUGGGCCGUUAGGCAGGAACCUGGAAGGAAACGUGGCCCUGAGGAGCUCCGCGGCCGUCUUCACUUACUGCAAAUCCCGGGGCCUCUUUGCUGGCAUUUCCCUGGAAGGCAGCUGUUUGAUCGAAAGGAAAGAAACUAACCGGAAAUUUUACUGUCAAGACAUUCGAGCCUAUGACAUUUUAUUUGGAGAUGUUCCACGGCCUGCUCAAGCAGGAGAUCUUUAUGAAAUUCUUGAUUCCUUUACUGAAAAGUAUGAAAGUGAAGGACAACGCAUCAAUUUGAGAAAAGUAGCACGGGAGCAGAGAAAGGCUAAAGAAUUACCCCCAAAACCAUCAUCAAGACCACAGCAACACCUGCCACCUGUCCAGCCGAAUGCUGGCUCCCAGAGCAAUGGAAACGAAUAUAAACUAUAUCCCGAGCUUUCUAACUAUCAUGAGAAAACCGGUGGCUUGAAUCAGCCAGUGGAAGUGACGGCGUUAUACUCGUUUGAAGGGCAGCAGCCAGGGGACUUGAAGUUUCAAGCUGGAGACAGAAUCACAGUUAUAUCAAAGACUGAUUCACAUUUUGAUUGGUGGGAAGGAAGACUUCGAGGUCAAACUGGAAUUUUCCCGGCCAACUAUGUAACUAUGAAUUAAAGUUCAUGCUAUUUUGUUAUUUGAUAAUUCCACAAAAAUAUUUCUACACAGACAGGAUUCACUAUUUACAGUAAACAGUAAGCUGUUUAAACACAUCCUUGUUCUGCAAAUGUUUUAUCCAGUUGUAAAAAAGAUUUUUUCUCUGCAUAUAAAUAAAUGAUUAAAUUAA